CCCAGUUGCAAGCUAUUCAUACCUAUCCAUCUCAUCACUAUGGUCCAACUCUCCACAGACGCAAUUGUAACCAUCAUUAGUACGAUCCCAGGACUCCUGAUAUCAUGUCUAAGUGCUUGGUUCGCAUACGCGGUGUUGCGUCGUCGGCAUGUAAAUCGAAACGACAUUGAGACCGCUACCAUCGAGUUCAUCAUUGCCCAAAUCAGUGCAACUCCGCUGAGUCUCGAGUUGCCAUACACGCAUCAAUUUGCACCCGAAGUCUUAUUGCCAAGCGAAAAUCUACCCCAGCUACCCCCGUCGACCCAUCACAACAUUAGUGGACGAAAGCAAAGACAGGCUGAGACUCUGCUACCACCACGAUUCGAUAGGCAAAACAACUUACUACGCCCGAACCCAGUUGCAGCGUGACAAGAUGGAUAUAAGUUGUCGGGCUUCUGGGAUCAGUCUAUGUUGGAUUCAUAAGUGUAUAUAUAUUAAAAUUAGUGCUUGCAUGGAAUACACAAUUGGAUGUAUUUUGUCAAUA
This is a messenger RNA of Fusarium oxysporum Fo47, 523 nucleotides long. RefSeq lists its product as uncharacterized. Bases 40 to 408 code for a protein of 122 amino acids. The transcript is spliced from 2 exons. NCBI's taxonomy places the organism in Eukaryota, Fungi, Ascomycota, Sordariomycetes, Hypocreales, Nectriaceae. The record is from RefSeq and is a predicted model, not a curated record.